GAAAGAAAGAAAGAAAAAAGGGAAGAAAGAAAGAAAGGAAGAAAGACAUAACUUGAUGAGUGGUUCGUGAAUGCAGCACGUUCGUCUGUCCAAUCACCGAACAGAAAUUAGAGUGACGUGUUAGAUGUAAACAAACAGAAGCACGGCAGCCAUUACAGUGUUGGAGGGUGUUGAUUCCGGGAAAACAAGCCGUUAAAUUCAGGUGACCCUGAAGCGGCGUCACUUUUUGCUCUGUGAAGCGGGUAAUGAAAGAUCCAGGACUCAGAAGCAGUAUUUCAGGGUCGAACAUGGCGAUCAUCACCGAGCUUAUCCUCAGUGGUCAGUCUUCCUCUGACCAAGACCCUUUCGCUGAGUACUUGUGGAUGGAGAACGAGGAGGAGUUUAAUAGACAGGUGGAGGAGGAGCUGUGGGAAGAGGAGUUUAUCGAGCGCUGUUUUCAGGAGAUGUUGGAGGAGGAGGAACAAUGGGAGUGGUUUAUUCCCUCCAGGGACCUACCACUUCAGGGUGUCACUCAGCUUCAAGAUCAGAUCAGCCUGCUCGCUAUUGAUAACAUCUAUGAAGAAGAGGACUUCAACAUUGAUGUUGCAAUUAACAGCAGCCUGAACCCAAAUGCCAAGGAGUUCACCCCUGGGAACCAGAGGCAUGUCAUGUGACGCAAAGCUUUCGGCACUCCUCUGCAUUCUGCACUGAGACAUUUUUAAACAUGGUGUCUGCUGCAUUUCCAGCUACUUCUCCCCUUCUACAGCCUGACAUGUCAUCAUCAUAGUUACUGAGCACUUGUCUCUGUCUUUGCUCUGAUAU
Cynoglossus semilaevis (tongue sole) is the source of this 801-nucleotide messenger RNA. RefSeq names its product polyadenylate-binding protein-interacting protein 2. Gene Ontology annotation, cellular component: cytoplasm. The transcript has 4 exons. The record is from RefSeq and is a predicted model, not a curated record. Gene Ontology annotation, molecular function: mRNA regulatory element binding translation repressor activity. NCBI's taxonomy places the organism in Eukaryota, Metazoa, Chordata, Actinopteri, Pleuronectiformes, Cynoglossidae. The coding region runs from base 246 to 653 and encodes 135 amino acids. Gene Ontology annotation, biological process: negative regulation of translational initiation.